Messenger RNA from Ambispora leptoticha, 1548 nucleotides. NCBI's taxonomy places the organism in Eukaryota, Fungi, Glomeromycota, Glomeromycetes, Archaeosporales, Ambisporaceae. The record is from the annotation of a GenBank genome assembly.
AUGCUUUUACCAUCCUCAGCAACAUAUGAAAGUGCUGAUGAACUUUUCAAGAAUGUUCAAUCAAUCGCCAAUUCUCAAGGUUAUGUAUUGAUUAAAAAAAGAACGCGUAGGGAUCGGUAUGGCAAUUUAAAAAACAUGACAUUGCGUUGUAACCGGGGUGGAGUUUACAACAGUUCAGGAAAACUUCAACGGCAAACAAGUACCCGGUUAAUUGAUUGCCCUUUUGAGUUAUAUGCUGCUCGGUAUGAGAAUUUAUGGCAUGCAGAGAUCCGUAAUAGUAAUCAUAGUCAUGAUCCCUCUGAAGACUUAUCAGGGCAUCCAAUGGUUCGUCGACUCACAAAGCAACAACUGGAUAAUGUUAAAGAGAUGACUGCAUCUGGCUCACGCACUAGGGAAAUAAUAUCAACUAUUCGCCAAAAUAAUCCAUCAGCAUCAGUAAUAAGUAAAGAUAUUUAUAAUGCAUGUGAACGACUUCGCCAACAGAAUUUAGCAGGUUGUUCUCCCGUUAAAGCAUUAAUAGAUGAGCUUAGAGAGGGUGAUUACAUGUAUGAAUAUAAAUGUGAUAACAUAGGUCAUAUUACUCAUCUUUUUUUUACACAUAACGAAUCCGUAAAGCUUACUCGUCGAUAUCCUUCUGUUCUUCUUAUGGAUUGUACUUAUAAAAUGAACAGAUUUAAAAUGCCUUUGUUAGAUGUCGUUGGUAUAACCAGCUUCAACACCACCUUUUUUUCGUGUUUCGUCUUUAUGAAAGAUGAAGAAGAAGAGGAUUACCUCUGGGCACUAACUUGCAUUACUAAAUUGUUUGACGGCAUAUCACAGCCCGGCAUCAUAGUAACGGAUAGAGAGCUAGCUCUUAUGAAUGCUCUCAGAACAACCUUUUCAAAUUCAACUCAUUUGUUGUGCUUGUGGCAUAUUAAUAAAAAUAUAAUGAAAAACUGUAAGCCACAAUUCGUGAAAGGAACUGGAAACAAAGAAAGUAAUGAAUGGCAAGCCUUUCUUUCGGAAUGGAAUAAGGUCGUUCAGUCGCUAACAAAUGAAGAAUUUAACACGAAAUGGAGUGAAUUUCAUAAUAAUUAUACAAAUAAGCCCAACGCAUGGACAAAUAAAUUUCUACAUUUGGGGACAACUGUUACUUCCCGGGUCGAAGGUGCACAUUCAACCAUUAAAACGUACCUUCGUACAUCAGCAGGAGAUCUUCGUGAUGUCCGUAUAAAAAUUUCUCUAGCAGUGGAAAACCAAAAAAAAGAAGUAGACACUAUGGCCGCAUCUGAAAAAAUCCGGUUUCCAAUAUUUGUACAAAGUAACUCCUUAUACGCAAAUAUCAAAGGCAGAGUUUCUACUUUUUCUCUUAAAAAAAUAGAGGAGCAAUAUCAAAAAAUAAAGAAUGCUACUACACAAGAACCCUUACCACCAUGUACCGGAUCCUUCUCAAGUACGAUGAGGCUACCUUGUGCUCAUAAAAUCCAACUACUAGAAAAUAAUCGAAGUCUAAUACUUGAGGAUAUCUAUGAGCAUUGGUGGAUCCAAGGUCGUGCACCAAUAUCAAUU